Messenger RNA from Salvelinus fontinalis (brook trout), 1496 nucleotides. RefSeq names its product prostate-associated microseminoprotein-like. The record is from RefSeq and is a predicted model, not a curated record. NCBI's taxonomy places the organism in Eukaryota, Metazoa, Chordata, Actinopteri, Salmoniformes, Salmonidae. Bases 658 to 1065 code for a protein of 135 amino acids. The transcript is spliced from 4 exons.
GUGUGUAACGGCCUAACGGGAAGCGCUACAUUGCACGGUUUGUUGAGAAUUAUGAACGUUAUUUACGGGCCACCACAGCCGAGCCUAGCUCGUUAAGUGACGUCACGAGAGGAGCGCGAGGUAGAUGAGCGGUUGGAAUGUGCAUGAUGUCAACAAAAAGCGGAUUUUCCGUGUUCCCAAAUAAGAGCCCUCACUGGGCACGUUAUGGAGCCGUUAUACCGGUUGAGUCAUGGUGUUGCCAUGCUCGCUAAGGCCUCCCCUUCCUCUCUCCUUUCUAUCUCUCUCUCCCUCUCUUUCUCACUUCCUUCCUUCCUCUCACCUCUCUCUUAGCUUCCAAGUCUUAGUCAUUUUAGGAUGUGUCAGUGUUUCUAUCAUUUUCGAGGUCAUGUCCACUGGAGCGAAGAGGUGCUGAUCUCCAGAUUGCCAAGGCGGUGCCAAGAGACAGACUUUUCCCCUUGCCCCCCCCCAAACCCAACCCUGUGACACCCCACAUGCCCCACACCCCUGCGUCGACCCUGGUCGGUCCUCGUGAUGGAGCUAACUAACCCCACCUCCACCCUGUACGCUGCGGUCGUAAAGAUGUUGGCGUAUAAAUUGAGGUGGGUGAGAGGAAUCAGAAAACUCUGAGAUCUAGAACUAGAACACGAGAACUAGAACAUGAAGAACAUGGUGAUGAUGGACUCCAUUGUUGGGAGAAACUGGCCACUGACCUUCCUGGCUGGGACACUGCUCUGGACCACCUGCCUUGCGGCUCCUAUGCAGUGCCACUUCAACUCCAAAGCGCUGUGUGUGUACGAGGGGAGACACUACUCUCUGGGGGAGUCCUGGAUGGAGGAUGGCUGUCUGCAGUGUACCUGUCUGCACCCUGUCGGCGUCGGCUGCUGCGAGACGGUGCAUCACCCGGUGGACUUCCCAGGGUGGUGCGAGGUUCGGGUGGACACUCUGACCUGUAAGAUGACCCUCGUUCAGAGCGCUGACCCCCGCCUGCCCUGCAGACCUGGGAAUGGAAACAACCUAGACCCCAGCCACGGCUCACUGGAACACUACUUGCAGCUAGCGGAGUAGACGGGGAUAGAAUCACAGUCGGACAGUGGAGGCUGGUGGAGGGAGAAAUCGAAGAACGGGCUCAUUUAAUUCCAGCCAUUACAUUUAAAGUGAUUUAAAGUGGCACAAGCCUCCACUGAAGUCGAACGAUCACCUCCCUCCACCCGUCUGUCUGUGUACUUCAAACGCUCCAUUCUCACAUGUUGCAGACCCGUCAUUUGUUAACAUUUAAACCUCAUGAAUAUUACAAUAUACUGUACCAUAAGCAGAAAAUUAUACUCCGUUGGAAUGCAGAGGUGAGCUCACAUAAUGUAAUCCCACAUUUAUGGCACCCUGUAAUGCUCUACUGUAAAUAUCAACUCUUAUAGUAAUAUAUAACAAUUGUUGUCGUAUUUGUUCUGUAUUGCAGUUAUAUUCAGUUAUCCUCUAAAUAAAAUUCUCAUUCAGUGAAA